Messenger RNA from Auanema sp. JU1783, 2226 nucleotides. The record is from the annotation of a GenBank genome assembly. Lineage: Eukaryota; Metazoa; Nematoda; Chromadorea; Rhabditida; Rhabditidae.
AUGAACGGAGGCCGAUUUGAUUUCGAUGACGGCGGUACAUAUAUCGGCGGCUGGGAAGAAGGAAAGGCCCAUGGUCAUGGAGUCUGUACAGGUCCUAUGGCAAAAGGCGAGUUCGCUGGAGCUUGGCAUUACGGAUUCGAAGUCUCUGGCGUAUACACUUGGCCGUCUGGUAAUACCUAUUAUGGUCAAUGGCAAAAUGGUAAACUACACGGCUUAGGAGUAGAACAUCGAGGACGAGGAGUGUAUAGGGGUGAAUGGACACAAGGUUAUAAAGGUAGAUACGGUGUGAGGCAGAGUACCGUGAAUCAAUCAAGAUAUCAAGGGACUUGGUCUGCUGGAUAUCAUGAUGGUUAUGGUACCGAAAUUUAUGUAGAUGGAGGUCAUUAUCAAGGUCAAUGGCUCCGAGGGACAAGGCAUGGCUAUGGAACCAGGAAAAGUAGCUCAUAUGGAACAGCGGCUAAAUUCCGUUCGCGAUCACAGACUCAUGCUUCCAUGUCCAGUUUGCGAAGUGGUCGAUGCGAAGAGGAAAUGACUGAUGAUGAAGGAAAAGAGAGAAUCAUGGGACGUGGUGGAUUUGUCUUGAAAGCCAAUAGCUCAGCUCCUCAGCGUAGACGACGGUCUUUAUCCGAACGAUCAUUAGCCGUGAAACGGAGCAUUUUAACUGGACUUCGGAUUAAAAAACAACAUUCUACAGGUGAUAUCCAUCAAAGGGUCACCAGCAUGACAGGCAGUCUACGAUCCAGUGGUAGCACCAUGAGCUGUACAUCUGAAGAUUCCCUACACAAACUUCAACUUGAACAACCAGAAGAAGAACCUAUCGAUGAGAAUGUGACGGAAAUCUAUAUGGGAGAAUGGAAAAACGAUGCUCGCAGUGGUUUUGGUGUUUGUGAGAGAAGUGAUGGACUAAAGUAUCACGGUGAAUGGGCCAAUAAUGCCAAAUGUGGAUAUGGAGUGACAACGCUGAAAGAUGGAACUCGCGAAGAAGGGAAGUAUAAGAACAAUGUUCUCAUUAUAUCCGCUAGGAGAAGAGGAGCCCUUUUCGUGAGAGCUACGAAAAUUCGAGAACGUGUAGAAGCUGCCUAUGAAGCCGCUCAACGUGCUGCAUCUAUUGCUCAACAGAAGGCUGAUAUCGCUGCUUCACGAACAUCUACGGCAAAAGAAAGAGCAGAACAGGCUAAAUUUGUUGGAGCUCAGGCUCAGGUUGAUGCUGAUAUUGCUCGAAAGAACGCCGCGAAAUAUGAUCCAUCAUUUCUUCCAGCAGUUGAUGCACGAAAGCGACAACUUGUUACUUCUCGAGGAGGCGAAUCUUUUGGCACAGAUCUAUCUGAUCCUCAUUCUUUCUCCAGGCAUUUAUCAGAAACUCAUAGCAGUAAUAAAGGAUCUUUUGAACAAAACCUUUCAAUAGACAUGCCAGAAGGAGCUUACUUAACCCCACUGGGACCUGGUCCAUCUGGACAAAUGUUCAAUCAUAUAGGUCAGCAGUCGGGUAAUCAUGUGAAUUUUCAUCUACAACCGACUUAUCACGGAUCGCCUACAAGUACGGGUGCAUAUUCGGAUGACAUGCAGGGCGCUCCGACCGGUUCUAAUUCCGCAAUCAUUCCUCCUACAGAGGAAGUCCCUCCUGCUUCUCAACUUGAGCAUGUUGUGGAGUUGGCAGAAGCAUCGACGGCAAACACGUCGACAAAUCUGAAUGCUCCUUCCGGUAGUACACUGCUGCCACAACUCCAGCAUAACCAACAAAGUUCGAGUCGAUUCUCUCUCAGUGAUGAUCAUUAUGAUCAGUACGUUAUGGCGGGCAAUCCAGGGCAAGCUAGGAUACGUCGUAAUAAACCUUUAUUAACAAGGCAAAGUGAUGUCAACGAUAAUGUUUCGUUAUUGAAUAGGCGUUCUACUUUAGCCUCGCCUCGUGAUCGUCAGACAGAUACAUCGCCAGAACUGAACGAGAACAUGGGCAGCUUGCCUAACUUAGCUGCUUUAGAAAAUACUGGGGUUCGUUUGAAACGAGAAGAAGCAGCAAGAUUAGCAUCCCAGCGACGACAAGAAGUAUUGAGAGAUCAAGAAGAUCAAGCAUUAUUACGUGCCAAUCCACUUAGAUAUCUAUUCCACCCGACUUUCCGGGCCUGGCUGCUGAGGUACAAAGUUCCUCUCCUUCUAGCAGCUGCCAAUUUAUCCUUGCUCUGUUUAUUCUAUAACUUGCUCACAUAUGACAAAAAGCGAAACAGUUAA